Molecule: messenger RNA, 1416 nt
Organism: Aspergillus terreus NIH2624
Lineage: Eukaryota; Fungi; Ascomycota; Eurotiomycetes; Eurotiales; Aspergillaceae
Product: putative C6 transcription factor
Exons: 3
Coding region: 1-1416 (471 amino acids)
Source: RefSeq, a predicted model, not a curated record
AUGGCGGAAGACCGAGCACAGGCUGCUACCUCUGUCGCAAACGGAAGAUCAAGUACCUCCUCGACAGGUAACAAACAGCCCAGUCGCCAGGGUACCUCCGAGCGGUCAGGCCAUCACAAGCUACCUCUCGCACGGUAUCCGGUUGCUGAUUCUACAUGGGAGGAACGUGCGAUUUGCUACUUCUUUGAUCAGUACACGACCGUCGACCGGCCCGACGAAUGUGUGAGCCACCUGGGCUUCCUGCCCUCUCUGUAUGCUAUCUGUCGGGACGGGAAGCAGGAUGGCUCCGCGGCGUCGUGUCUCCUCCUUGCGGUGGACGCCACGGCGCUCAUCACGCUGGGAAAUCAGGUAAAGGCACCAUCGCUGAUUCUCAAAGGCCGGAGGUAUUAUGGGAUGGCGCUCCGCGGCCUUCGGCGAGCGUUGACGUCGCUAGAACAAGCCGUCAAAGACGAGACGUUUACUACGAUGGUCCUCUUGUCCCUAUUUGAGGAUAUCAACGGAGAGAGGAACGGGCUUGUCAGUUCUCAUACCGCGGGGUUCGAGUUUUUGAUGAAAUUAAGAGGUGAAAGCCAAUUGGGGAACGCGCAAGGCAGGGAUUUGUUCAGCUUUGCCUAUGCCCAGACGCACAUUGAAAUCCUCGCCUUGAGGGAAAAGCCGCGGCACGACACGGAUUGGAUCGCCGGGGGGCUGGACAGUUCCGAUCCCGUAGCGCGUUUGAUUCUGAUGUCGUCCAAGAUCAGUCAGAUCAUUGUCGAGACCUCAUCGUUCCAGGGGCCCCUCAACGCAGAGGGGAUCGCCAGGCUCUCUGCGUGGCUCGAGACCAGUCAGAUCGUGGACCUUGAAUUCUCUUCAUGGGACCAGCGCCUCCCCGACAAUUGGCUCCCUGAAGUUGUCCCCACACUAAAGGGCGAAUCCCUCCUGACCUAUCAACAGAUGGGCAUUGCGGCCAUCUGGACCUACUAUCGGGCAGUCCGCAUUAUUCUCCAACAGCUGAUCCUCCAGCUCCGGGGGACGAUCAAAACCCUCGUCGGAGACGACGGGAUAAAUAACGAGGUUACGCAAGAUGACAUCGAAGUUAGGGUGAUCCGCAAGAUGAUCACAGACGCCUGCCGCAGUAUCCCAUUCUGCUUUGGAGACAUCGACGCACGGGGGAACUCGAUUCCGUCGUCCUCAGAGGGGAAGCCUCGUGUUCGCGCAGUCUAUGGGCACUCUAUGCUGUGGCCUCUGUGGUAUAUGUUAUCAUGCGGACCGGCGACGCCGGAACAGUCGGCUCAGCUUCGGGGGGCUCUGGCCCGGGUAGGGUCUGCGCUUGGCAUCAAGCUGGCGCUCAUUCUGGUAGGGGACGGCACCCCUCGCUCGGCGUCUUCGGGCCUGACUUCUCACCUGAUGCAGCCCGGGUUCGGGCAAUUCGUUUAG